AUGAGGAUCUGCGUAGGAAACUGGAAAAUGAAUGGGACCAAGGAAAUGGUUCAAAAUAUUUCACAUAAAAUGAAUGAAAGGGAGGGUGAUUUGGCAAAUAUUGAGGUAGUAAUAUGUGUUCCAUACACUUUACUCUAUGAGGCAAGAAAGUCCUUUAGCUCAGCAUUUGCAAUUGGAGCACAGACUAUGUGUGCAUAUGCAGAAAAAGGGGCAUACACUGGUGGAAUAAGCAUGGAGCAAAUAAAGGAUGCUCAGGUACAGAGUGUGAUAAUUGGGCACUCUGAGAGAGUGAAAUACUUCCAUGAGACAGAAGAAGAGGUCAAGAAUCAGGUGGAAAUGGCAGUAAAGAAUAGUCUAAGUGUUAUUUUGUGUGUUGGUGAGCAUACGAAAAAUGGCAGUUUAGAAGAGAAUUCACUUAUUAUUAAAAAUAGGUUGAAUAUAGUGAAGAAUCUUGGGGUUCCUAGUGCCAGGAUAUACAUAGCAUACGAGCCUGUCUGGGCCAUUGGCACUGGAGACAUGCCGAGUGCAGAGAGGAUUCAGAGGAUAGUCCAAAUGAUACACGACGAGAUGGGGGACAAGAUACAAGGGAUACUUUAUGGGGGAUCAGUUACAAAAGAGACCGUGCAGCCUCUUCUAAGUAUCAGCCAUCUAGCCGGCUUUCUUGUGGGCAAUGCAUCUCUGACAACUGAAUUUGCAGAAAUAUGCGAAAUAGUUAGCCAAGCAAGCUGA
Nematocida ausubeli is the source of this 729-nucleotide messenger RNA. Its product is annotated as triosephosphate isomerase. The record is from RefSeq and is a predicted model, not a curated record. The transcript has a single exon. Gene Ontology annotation, cellular component: cytosol. Lineage: Eukaryota; Fungi; Microsporidia. Gene Ontology annotation, molecular function: triose-phosphate isomerase activity. The coding region runs from base 1 to 729 and encodes 242 amino acids. Gene Ontology annotation, biological process: glycerol catabolic process; glyceraldehyde-3-phosphate biosynthetic process; glycolytic process.